UGUGCACGCCCGCCCCGCCCCCGAGCAGAUCCCAGCCGGAGGCCUCGGCACCCUGCUGAGGAUGCAGACAGGCUGGGAACGGGCUCUGUGCCGGGCUGGGGUCGCCAAGAUCAGCCUGGACAAACACGGGCAAAUCUGGAACAGGCUGGGAGCAAAGCCAACGGGAGCGUCUCCCACGCCGCCCAGCAGCCCCCGCGCCCGCCGCUCCGAGGAGCCUUCCCAGAGUCUGGGUGGCCAGCAAGGUUUCCGGUGCUCCCGCUGGAGCCAGCGUGGGAACGGCGCCAAAGCAGAACCCGAGGGGAUCUCAGCGCGACAGGGAAGGAGACAAAGCAGAACCCGAGGGGAUCUCAGCGCGACAGGGCAGGAGACAAAGCAGAACCCGAGGGGAUCUCAGCGCGACAGGGCAGGAGACAAAGCAGAACCCGAGGGGAUCUCAGCGCGACAGGGCAGGAGACAAAGCAGAACCCGAGGGGAUCUCAGCGCGACAGGGCAGGAGACAAAGCAGAACCCGAGGGGAUCUCAGCGCGACAGGGCAGGAGACAAAGCAGAACCCGAGGGGAUCUCAGCGCGACAGGGCAGGAGACAAAGCAGAACCCGAGGGGAUCUCAGCGCGACAGGGCAGGAGACAAAGCAGAACCCGAGGGGAUCUCAGCGCGACAGGGCAGGAGACAAAGCAGAACCCGAGGGGAUCUCAGCGCGACAGGGCAGGAGACAAAGCAGAACCCGAGGGGAUCUCAGCGCGACAGGGCAGGAGACAAAGCAGAACCCGAGGGGAUCUCAGCGCGACAGGGCAGGAGACAAAGCAGAACCCGAGGGGAUCUCAGCGCGACAGGGCAGGAGACAAAGCAGAACCCGAGGGGAUCUCAGCGCGACAGGGCAGGAGACAAAGCAGAACCCGAGGGGAUCUCAGCGCGACAGGGCAGGAGACAAAGCAGAACCCGAGGGGAUCUCAGCGCGACAGGGCAGGAGACAAAGCAGAACCCGAGGGGAUCUCAGCGCGACAGGGCAGGAGACAAAGCAGAACCCGAGGGGAUCUCAGCGCGACAGGGCAGGAGACAAAGCAGAACCCGAGGGGAUCUCAGCGCGACAGGGCAGGAGACAAAGCAGAACCCGAGGGGAUCUCAGCGCGACAGGGAAGGAGACAAAGCAGAACCCAAGGGGAUCUCAGCGCGACAGCGGCCGGCCUGCGCGCCGGGCGUGGGAAGGAGACAAAGCCAGGCCAACAGGGCUACGUCUACACUGUUCUCGGCUGGAAUCCGUGUGCCGGAGCAACACAAGCCGGAGCCAGGCAAACCCGGAGCUCCUGGGAGAACUGGGGCAGGACGAGCGCUGCCAGCACAGAAAAUGA
This is a messenger RNA of Pelodiscus sinensis (Chinese soft-shelled turtle), 1348 nucleotides long. Lineage: Eukaryota; Metazoa; Chordata; Testudines; Trionychidae. The record is from RefSeq and is a predicted model, not a curated record.